AUGGUCGCGAUCGCGGCCGUGUCCAUUGUGUGCGACGCAAAUGGCUCGCUUGGCCCGUGCUCGCCGUUCUCUGGCAGUGGCGGGCGGAUUAUCAGUGGCAUGACAACUGACAGAAUCGUCGGCGGUCUUGUCGGCGACGUCGACAAUGACGGCGACGUCGACGUCGUCGUGCUGACGCAGGUACAGGCGAGAUGGUCGAUGAAAGUGUACAAGAACACAGGUAAUGGGACGUUUGCAGAGAGCGCCACCAUCACAACUGUGUCCAAUCUCGAGGACGCGACCCUUGUCGACGUCGACGGCGACGGUGAUCACGACGCACUUGUGCUCGCAGGCGGGGAAACUGCGUGGUGGGAGAAUGUCGACGGCGAUGGCGAGAUUUGGGUUGAGCAGGCGAUGAACGCAACAAGCGGCCGUCGGAUGGCAGUGGCAGACGUUGAUAUCGACGGCGAUAACGACGUCGUCGUCGUCGGAAGCAGUGGCAUCGCUCUCCUCGCCAACAACGGCUCGGGCGUGUUUGAGGCGAGCACACUCGCAGCGGUCGAUGCGGGCGAUGUCAUCGCCGCCCAUAUUGACAACGACAGCCUAGUUGACAUCGUUGCGCGGACAAGUACCGGGCUUGUUGUGCUUCAGAACAGCAGGCCUGCAGUCAAGCAAUGGGCACAGCAGACGCUGGCGGUGCCGACAGAGCUCGACUCGCGAGCGAUGAUAUACGUGUACGACGUCGACGGCGACGGCGACGGCGAUGCGGUGGUCAAGGUCUACGACGGUGACGCACUUGUCUGGGCCAACAACGGCGACGGGGUCUUUGGUGCCAGCCAGGUGCUUCCGGCUUCAAGCAUAUUUGCGCACGGGCCGACAGUGAUCGGCGACGUGAACGGCGACGGGCGCGACGACUUUGUGGCGUCGGAUGCAAUCGGAGCUGUCUACUACCAGGUCAGAAACGGGAGCGCGUGGGAGUCGCGGAGGGUGACCAACCGGGUCGAGUCCCGAGCGAUUGGCCUUGCCGACAUGGACGGCAAUGGAGCCAUUGAUCUGGUGGUCAACAACGGAGUGGUGCUCUCGUUUGUGCCAAACCACGGGAGCCAAGACCUGGACGUCGGGUUCGGCCCGGCUGAGACGGUGCGGCCGUGGGCGGCGUCGGCGAUAAUCUACUUGAUGCGAGCAGCCGAUGUGAGCGGCGACAGAGUGCCCGAUCUGGUGGUGGCGUCAAACGUGGGCAUCGAAGUCUUUGUCAACACCGGCGAAGAGACAGGAGCCUUUGCUGCGGCAGUGGUGGUGACGAGAGAGCCGACACGGGCGGUGGUGGCCGGCGACGUCGACCACGACGGCGACAUCGAUCUGGUGGUUGGAACGAUCGCCGGGGCCACGCUCUGGUUUGAGAACAACGGCAGCGGCGGAUGGUACGAGCAUGGCAUUGAGGCCAGUUGGAGCGGGGCGGCGGCGAUCGAGGACGUGGCGCUCGCCGACUUGGACAACGAUGGCAUGAGCGAGCUGGUGGCCAUCUCGAACGACGGCACACUAUUCUGGUUUGGGCGUGGCGGAGAGAGCGAGUUUGGCGGACGGAACGUGGGUAACGUGACGCAGGACUGGGCUGGGGAGUGCCUCCAGUUUGAGAUGGGCGACGUGGACGGCGAUGGAGCGAUCGACAUUGUGGCCGCAUGCUUGCCUGCCGGCCUUGUGUGGUUCCGCAACGAGCUGGCAACCAGCGGGGCGAUGGGGCCGGGGCGGGUGCUCAAGGACGAGCUCGGGGACGGGCUCGGGCUGGACGUCAUUCAGGCGCAUGUUGUGGACGUAGACGGCGAUGGCGAUCUGGACGUGGUGCCAGCAUCGCCUCAGGGCGCUUCAUGGGCCGAGAACAUCGACGGGGUGGGCGGAGUGUGGAUGGCGCACGAGGCGGACGACGGCGCAGUUGUCCGCAGCGUGGUCGACAUGGACGCUGACGGCGAUGUUGACCUGCUGGUGCUUGAUGUGAAGAACGGAAUGGCGCUGGAGUGGAUAGAGACGGAGGCGGGCGUUGCAUUUGGUCGUGGGCGGCGGCAUGCUGUCGAGCUCUCGCACGUCCGCGGCUGGGGGAUCGGUGUUGACGUCGACAGCGACGGCGAUAUGGACGUGGUGACCAACGCCGAGGGCCGGGACCGAGACGGGGACCACAUCUGGCUCUGA
Molecule: messenger RNA, 2163 nt
Organism: Thecamonas trahens ATCC 50062
Lineage: Eukaryota; Apusomonadida; Apusomonadidae
Exons: 2
Coding region: 1-2163 (720 amino acids)
Source: RefSeq, a predicted model, not a curated record